CAUUUUGGGGACGGUGUCAGUUUCCGAAGAACCACCAGACGCGGCGUUUUUUUCCCAAAGCGAACACAAACAGGAGCGAGCUACGGGAUUUUGUCUAGCGGUUUGUUUUUGCGUUCCUCGUGUUAGGAGUCUGCCCACUCGUCGGCUCUGCGAAUCGAACGGUGUUUUGUCUCCGUGUGCCGUGUUUGCAGUUGCGCAAGAACGCUACAAUAAGCACGGUGGUGGUGGUGGUAGAGCCAUUGCAAUUGACAGCGUCUGCAGUUCAUUCCAAGAUGGCCGCUUGGGUAGCAUUCAUUUUUUACUGAUCGACUCUCAAGUUUCAUUGUCUGCCAAAAACGCUGGACAAAGACCGUCGCGAAAUAAAACGGCUUCUCAACCCUCAUGACGAUGCAUCGAACAACAAGGAUAAAGAUCACGGAGUUAAAUCCGCAUUUGAUGUGCGUUUUAUGUGGAGGGUACUUCAUCGACGCAACCACUAUUGUGGAAUGCUUGCAUUCAUUCUGUAAAAUGUGCAUAGUGCGGUACCUAGAGACCAGCAAAUACUGUCCGAUAUGUGACGUCCAAGUUCACAAAACCAAACCGUUGUUGAAUAUCAGAUCAGAUAAAACUCUUCAAGACAUUGUAUACAAACUGGUGCCUGGUCUGUUCAAAAAUGAGAUGAAACGAAGACGAGAUUUCUACGCAGAACAUCCAUCAGUUGAUGCUGCCAACGGCUCGAACGAGGACAGAGGAGAGGUGGCGGAUGAGGAUAAGAGAAUCAUUGCUGAUGAUGAGAUCAUCAGCCUGUCUAUUGAGUUUUUUGAUCAGAACAGAUUUGAAACUGGUCAUGGGGAAGACAAAGAAACCACAAAAGAGGCAAAUGUGAAACGAUAUUUACAAUGUCCUGCUGCUAUGACGGUGAUGCAUCUCAGAAAAUUUCUCCGAAGUAAAAUGGAUAUUCCAUGUACCUUUCAGAUUGAGGUUAUGUAUGAAGACGAGCCGCUGAAGGAUUACUACACGCUAAUGGAUAUUGCUUACAUAUACACUUGGAGGAGGAAUGGUCCACUGCCGCUGAAGUACAGAGUUCGUCCCGCCUGCAAGAAGUUGAAGCUGAACAGCCCAGGGAGCGCUGUGACCGGAAGCACAAAGCCAGAGACAGAAAGCGACUCCGGUAGUGAGAAGCCCGGCAGCCCGGCCACCCCUGCCCCUGUCUCCGCGCACACCCACACCCCCACCACCUCCUCCUCCUCUGCCUCCUCCUCCUCCUCCUCCCUGGCCAGCCCGAGCACUCCAGCCAAGCCCCCACAUCCAGGCUUUCCCCAUGCGUCCCCAGUCAACGGAGUCAGCACCAAAGCCGCACCCAAUGGCCAGGCCCCUUUCAGCAACAAAGCCAGCAAAGGCACUCUUAAUGGCUCUCUGGGGUGAGCUGCGGACUUGAAGCCAUCACAAUCCAAUUCAGAAGAGCUGUGCUGUAGAUUAUUUCUUUUCCUACCACAUUGUUUUUGUAUUUUAUUUAUAUAUAUAUAUAUAUAUAUGUGUGUGUGUGUG
Messenger RNA from Electrophorus electricus (electric eel), 1527 nucleotides. RefSeq names its product BMI1 proto-oncogene, polycomb ring finger b (gene bmi1b). Gene Ontology annotation, molecular function: promoter-specific chromatin binding. Gene Ontology annotation, cellular component: PRC1 complex. The record is from RefSeq and is a predicted model, not a curated record. NCBI's taxonomy places the organism in Eukaryota, Metazoa, Chordata, Actinopteri, Gymnotiformes, Gymnotidae. Gene Ontology annotation, biological process: negative regulation of transcription by RNA polymerase II.